This is a messenger RNA of Tarenaya hassleriana, 1960 nucleotides long. RefSeq names its product probable protein phosphatase 2C 48. The transcript has 5 exons. Gene Ontology annotation, biological process: protein dephosphorylation. NCBI's taxonomy places the organism in Eukaryota, Viridiplantae, Streptophyta, Magnoliopsida, Brassicales, Cleomaceae. Gene Ontology annotation, molecular function: cation binding; protein serine/threonine phosphatase activity. The record is from RefSeq and is a predicted model, not a curated record. The coding region runs from base 473 to 1654 and encodes 393 amino acids.
AACAAAAGAACUCGUGAACAAGGGAAGGCCGAGACAAUCUCUCUCUAACAAAAUCCCAAUUUCUCUCACCGAUCCGUCUCUUCAGCUGAUAUCAACCCUUUUCUCGUUUCUUUUUUUUUUUUGUUAUCGAUCCAGUGUUUUUGUUGUCUGUUCGUGUUAAUGAUCUUCAGUUUUUUCAUUGGUUUUUUGUUACUAAGAACAAUUUUUCUCAUGAAUCAAAUACAAAUGAUGGGUUAUUUCACACCAAGCCUGUGAUAAGAAUCCGAUAGAUUCAUCUAUUCCACAAGAUUAAUGUUGUCUACAUUUGUCAAUGCGUGUUUGAUUUCUGAAUCUUCAGUCGCUGGUGUUGCAAUCGACAAGAAGCAAAAGCAUAAGCUUGAGUGCCAUAUAAUCAUCAUUAGUACUGAUUUGAUGACUGAUUCGAUAGCCGGUUCAUUCGGGUGAGCGCAAUUAUAACAUGUAAGAUUGAGUUAUGGUAUCUGCAAGAUUGAGGAAAAUCGUUUCGCCUUGUUGGAGGCCCUCUGCCAUUGGAGAAAGCUCUAAUGCCAGUGGUGAUGUUAAUGGCCGGGUCGAAGGGCUCUUGUGGUACAAAGAUUCAGGGCACCAUGUCAAUGGAGAGUUUUCCAUGGCGGUGAUCCAAGCAAAUGCAGUUCUUGAGGAUCAUAGCCAGCUUGAAUCGGGUCCGAUUAGUUUUCCUGAUUCUGGGCCUCAAGCUACAUUUGUUGGAAUAUACGAUGGUCAUGGAGGUUCUGAGGCUGCUCGGUUCGUCAACGAGAGAUUGUUUCAUCAUAUCAGGAGGUUUACCUCUGAACUUCGAGGGAUGUCUGCUAAUGUAAUCACCAAAGCAUUUUUAACGACGGAGGAGGAAUUUCUCUGUCUAGUACAAGAGCAGUGGAAGAACAAACCACAGAUUGCUUCUGUCGGGGCGUGUUGCUUGGUAGGCAUUGUAUGUAAUGGAAUGAUAUACAUUGCCAACGCUGGAGAUUCUCGAGUCGUGUUAGGGAGACUCGAGACGGAAUUUAAAGAGGUGAAGGCUGUUCAGCUCUCAUCGGAGCAUAAUGCAAGCAUUGAAUCUGUGAGAGAGGAAUUGCGUUUGUUGCACCCCGAUGAUCCUCAUAUCGUGGUCUUGAAACACAGAGUUUGGCGUGUCAAAGGAAUUAUACAGGUUUCGAGAUCCAUCGGUGAUGCAUAUUUGAAGAAAUCUGAAUUCAAUGGGGAGCCAUUGUUGCCUAAGUUUAGGCUUUCAGAACCUUUCGAGAAGCCGAUCCUCAGAGCUGAACCGACAAUAACUAUACGUAAGCUUCAACCAGGAGAUCAGUUUCUGAUAUUUGCCUCGGAUGGUCUAUGGGAGCAUCUGAGCAACCAAGAGGCAGUUGACAUUGUCAACACUUGUCCACGUAACGGUAUUGCACGGAGGCUGGCGAAAGCUGCGUUAGAGGAAGCGGCCAUGAAGAGAGAGAUGAGAUAUACGGAUCUGGAGAAGAUCGAACGUGGGGUCAGGAGGCAUUUUCACGACGAUAUCACCGUGAUUGUAGUAUUCCUUGACGCCAAUUUCGAGAAUCAGCCCUUCUCCGACCGCCACUCGGGUUUCGGAGGAGGCCCUCUGCUCUCUGUCAAGGGAGGUGGCGAACUCUCCGGCAAUGGCUUCUUCUAGUUUAUCAAGACACUCCAAGAACUUCCCUCUUACUUACAUCAGUGUCUUAAUUUUUUUUUUUCAUUUUUGUAACAUUUUCUGUUGUUUGUCCCUUUGCUUCAGUUUCUACAUCUUGUGUGAGGCUGAGAUAUCUGUCCCUUUGUCUCUUCCAAGAAAAUCGGAGCUUUUGGUCGGAAAAUAUCCCAAAGAGGAUCCGAUGUAAAUCGCAAAGAGUUGUGCAGAUCUUUUGGAAGAUGUAAAACUACUUGAUCCUCAUCGGUUAUGGCGGCUGAAUAAUCAAACUGUCAUUGUUCUUCAUUGUUUCAA